Messenger RNA from Musca vetustissima, 493 nucleotides. Its product is annotated as small conductance calcium-activated potassium channel protein-like. Lineage: Eukaryota; Metazoa; Arthropoda; Insecta; Diptera; Muscidae. The coding region runs from base 30 to 443 and encodes 137 amino acids. The transcript is spliced from 3 exons. The record is from RefSeq and is a predicted model, not a curated record.
AAAAUACGGUAUAUGAAAUAAUAUCGGAUAUGUCCAGUCGACAGGAUGCCAUUGAAGAACGUUUGACCAAUCUUGAGGAUAAAUUACAAGCCUUACAAGAUCACAUGGAAAGUUUACCGGAGAUAAUAACAAGAUGUUUGAGCCAACAUCAGGAACGUGUGGAGCAGCGUAAAAAUUUCUUACAUCCAGAUACGGCUGCUGCGCAAUCACUGCAGCCGCCACAUACACCGACGCCGAUGUUCAAUGCGCCCUCAAUGCAGUUUCCACAUUCAAGAAGUGUUCCCUCAUCCAAUAAUGUUGCUGCUACUACAUACCAUUGGCCAACAAGUCCUAUUUUGCCACCUAUUUCAAGUAGAACACCACAUUUAGUGCCUGACACUCAUAUGUCAUCUAAUGGAUCUGCAGUUAAUAAUUACACAUCUUCCAAUAAGUAUGGCAGCUGAAUAGAAGACAACCGCUCCACAACUAGUUGUAGCAAUGCCAACGCUCACAC